This is a messenger RNA of Ostertagia ostertagi, 396 nucleotides long. Lineage: Eukaryota; Metazoa; Nematoda; Chromadorea; Rhabditida; Trichostrongylidae. The record is from the annotation of a GenBank genome assembly.
AUGACUGAUGUCCUGAGUUCCCCAACUAUGAAAACAGGUAAUGUGUUGGCACUUCUUAAUACACUUUAUACGUCAGGAUUCGCUUCAGCGUCGCCAGGUACUCCAAUGCUUAAAGGAAGAACAAUGCACACGCUAUACGCCGUGUCUUUUGUUGUAUAUAUAUCCAAUUGUAUGUGUGAUUGGUUCCACGUCUGGGCAACACUACAGGGAAUGGUGACUUCGUUUCCGUUGGAAAAUUGGCUUGUUAUCUCUCUUGUUGUGACAGUAGUUGCCGGAUCAAUGUUAACCUGGUUACUACUGGUUCUUUGCAUGGAGAAUGCCUUUGCGCAUCGUCUUGACGUUACACCUUAUCGUAGUGGAUUCACUUUAGUAUGGGAAGCACUUAUAGACUGGAUA